Molecule: messenger RNA, 3143 nt
Organism: Eriocheir sinensis (Chinese mitten crab)
Lineage: Eukaryota; Metazoa; Arthropoda; Malacostraca; Decapoda; Varunidae
Product: titin-like
Exons: 2
Coding region: 31-3066 (1011 amino acids)
Source: RefSeq, a predicted model, not a curated record
CUUAAUUUCAUAAACGUUCACUCAACAAUUAUGAAUCUUCUUGUGUUCUGGACGGUCAUCGUGCUGGGGCUGGGCCCCCUCGCCGACACCACUGGGGACGCGGGGCUCCGGGGGCUCCCGGAGAAGGAGACCCGGUGUGCUGCCCUGGUGCAGGCCGCACUGAGGGAGUACAGAAAAAUUUACGAGGAGGGACUCCAAGAUUCACCAGAUGUGAUGAAUCUGAUAUUGACAAGACUGGGAAUCGCUCCGAACGGCACAAUUAAGACCGUAGAAAGGAACGUCUUUAAUAACACCGAUGAAAUGGGACAUGAAACCGGGAAAAAGACAGUUGUUGAGAAGAUGACGGAGACUGCCGCAGUGCCCAACGGAACUGUAACAAAGACUUCGGAAACCACGGUCGAUAUAGAUGAGGACGGUAAACAAAGUGGUGAAAAAUCUGUGACCGAAAGUGAAACCAUGACGGGACAGACUCCAGAUAAUGGGACCAUAGCACGAACAGUGGACGUUAAAAAGGUAUUGGACGAAGAGGGCAAUGAAGUAAAGGAGGAAGUUGUUAUGAAGAAGGAAUUGAUAGUACAACCUCCCACCAAUACGACUGAGGAAAAGCCGCGGGACAAUGAAGACGCAAAUCUUAUCGGUCCAAAAGUAGGGGCGGACGACAAAGGUGAAAACAAAACCGAGUUAAAACAUGAUGCCUCAGGAAAGAGCGACGGACCUCAGAAAGCAGAACUAACAGAGGAAAUAAAGGAGAUUCUGGCCGGCAAUAUAACGAAUGAAGUGUUAGUUAAAGAGAAAGAAGAACAGCUUUCUCCACAGGAAAGCACCAAGGUGACAUCUGUGGAAAGGAAGAACGUUACAGAGAAGGAUGAUGGACUUGAGAAAGUAGAACUGACAGAGGAAAUAAAGGAGAUUCUGCCCGGCAAUAUAACGAAUGAAGUGUUAGUUAAAGAGAAGAAGGAACAGCUUUCUCCACAGGAAAGCACCAAGGUGACAUCUGUGGAAAGGAAGAACGUUACAGAGAAGGAUGACGGACUUGAGAAAGUAGAACGAUCAGAGGAAAUAAAGGAGAUUCUGCCCGGCAAUAUAACGAAUGAAGUGUUAGUUAAAGAGAAGAAGGAACAGCUUUCUCCACAGGAAAGCACUAUUGUGACAUCUGUGGAAAGGAAGAACGUUACAGAGAAGGAUGAUGGACUUGAGAAAGUAGAACUAACAGAAGAAAUAAAGGAAAUUCUGCCCGGCAAUAUAACGAAUGAAGUGUUAGUUAAAGAGAAGAAAGAACAGCUUUCUCCACAGGAAAGCACCAAGGUGACAUCUGUGGAAAGGAAGAACGUUACAGAAAAGGAUGAUGGAAAAGAUGUCGAGAAAGAAACUGUAAUUCAAAAAGAAGUCGAAAAGAAUGUGUGUGAUAGCGACAUCAAAGAGGUUCGUAACGAAAAACAUCUUAAUGAAACAAUUGAAGACUUGAAACACCAAGUUGAUGACGUGAAAAACAAGAUUAAGGAAGAAAAAGAAAAGGCUGAAGAAACAAAUGCUACGCGUAGCCCAUGCGUCGUAAAAGAACCAAGUGCUGCCCCUGUCAUUCAAGAAGGUAACGUCGUUGAAAAGAUAGUCCCUGCUGUGACGCCGGCGAUGGUUGCCGAAAAGAUUCAUCCUACGGUGACGGAAGGGGAAGUCCCCGUUGAGACAAAAGAGAAGGUUGUUGAGCAGGCUGCCCCUUCGGUGACAGAGGAGAUCGUAAGCGUCUCUAAGGAGCAAGAAGAAGUCCCUGUUGUGGCAGAAGAGAAGAAGGUUGUUGAAAAGAUUAUCCCCUCGGUGACAGAAGGAGAAGUCCCGGUAGUCCCUCAACAGGAGGUUGUUGAAAAAGUUGCCCCAUCGCCGACGGAAGAAAAAGUUCCUGUUGUGACACAAGAAAGGGUUAUUGAGCAGAAUGUCCCACAAGAAAGGGUUAUUGAGCAGAAUGCCCCACAAGAAAGGGUUAUUGAGCAGAAUGCCCCACAAGAAAGGGUUAUUGAGCAGAAUGCCCCACAAGAAAGGGUUAUUGAGCAGAAUGCCCCACAAGAAAGGGUUAUUGAGCAGAAUGCCCCACAAGAAAGGGCUAUUGAGCAGAAUGCCCCACAAGAAAGGGCUAUUGAGCAGAAUGCCCCACAAGAAAGGGUUAUUGAGCAGAAUGCCCCACAAGAAAGGGUUAUUGAGCAGAAUGCCCCACAAGAAAGGGCUAUUGAGCAGAAUGCCCCACAAGAAAGGGCUAUUGAGCAGAAUGCCCCACAAGAAAGGGUUAUUGAGCAGAAUGCCCCACAAGAAAGGGCUAUUGAGCAGAAUGCCCCACAAGAAAGGGCUAUUGAGCAGAAUGCCCCACAAGAAAGGGAUAUUGAGCAGAAUGCCCCACAAGAAAGGGCUAUUGAGCAGAAUGUCCCACAAGAAAGGGUCAUUGAGCAGAAUGCCCCACAAGAAAGGGCUGUUGAGCAGAAUGCCCCACAAGAAAGGGUUAUUGAGCAGAAUGCCCCACAAGAAAGGGUUAUUGAGCAGAAUGCCCCACAAGAAAGGGCUAUUGAGCAGAAUGCCCCACAAGAAAGGGUUAUUGAGCAGAAUGCCCCACAAGAAAGGGUUAUUGAGCAGAAUGCCCCACAAGAAAGGGCUAUUGAGCAGAAUGCCCCACAAGAAAGGGCUAUUGAGCAGAAUGCCCCACAAGAAAGGGUUAUUGAGCAGAAUGCCCCACAAGAAAGGGCUAUUGAACAGGCUGCCCCUACGGCUACAGAAGAGAUUGUCACUGUUCCUAAAGGGAACGAAGAAGUCCCUGUUGUUGUAACAGAGGAAAAGGUUCCCGCUGUGACAAAUCAGACAGUUGUUGAAAAGAUUCAUCCUCCGGCGACAGAAGAGACUGUCACUGUUUCUAAAGGGAACGAAGAAGUCCCUGUUGUUGAAACAGAGGAAAAGGUUCCCGUUGUGACAACUCAGACAGUAACAGAAGAAAGAGUUGUCAGUCAACGGAGGGUUGUUGAGAAGGGUGCCCCCUCUGUCAACGAAAGCGUAGUUUCCAUUCCAAAGAGGGAGGAAGGAGUAGUUUAAAGAAUUGCUCCUGUUGUAAAGAAAGCAAUUACAACAGAGUAGUGAUACCAGGUUGCUGUUUCUCUUAUCUAUUUCAU